This is a messenger RNA of Opisthorchis viverrini, 519 nucleotides long. RefSeq lists its product as hypothetical. Lineage: Eukaryota; Metazoa; Platyhelminthes; Trematoda; Opisthorchiida; Opisthorchiidae. The transcript is spliced from 3 exons. The annotation marks the transcript as partial. The record is from RefSeq and is a predicted model, not a curated record.
UACGAGAAAGUGCAAGCUCCUCUUUUCUAUUAUGACAAUUUUAGUGCUCAGUCCAGCGAAAAAAAUUAUAAAUCUUUCGUUCCAGAUGGUUACAAUGGCAAUGUUAAGGCGUUUUCACUUGAUACGUGUCAAAGCGAUCCGUGUGAUAUAAUCAAAAAUAGAACUAUAAGAUUCAAAAUGGAGUUUGUUACAAGUAAGUUCACCUUCCGAAUGCAUGUUUGUAAAGACACAAAACCAGCCUGUCCCAUCAAAGCUCAUGUCCCGCAUACAGUUGAUGUGGCGAUAAAACCGUUGGAGUAUGGGUGUGUUACGUAUAGACUCCGCAACAUUUCACCUGAGUUUUCAAGUGAGCAGAUGCUACUGAGGUACACAGAGAAUCAGCACAAUAACAGACUUGCAGAAACGGUCAGCUCAUGUAGUACGAUCCGAACAGUUUCACAAUUCUCAGACAAAAUAAUGACGUCAUACAGGGCUCAGAUCGGGGUAAGAGAAGACUCAUGCGAACCGAACUUCCAUUAA